ACAGAAAAAAAUGAAUUCCAAAAAAAUGCAAUUUCUCGUCGGAUUUCUUCUCCAGCUUCAGCAUCCCGCACUCGUUUGGUCAUGCGGAUCUGAUAUUUCAGGUUCAUCAUCUGCCACUUCGGAGUUUGGUAUUUCAUUUUUUGCACCACUUGCCUAUACGUACCCUCCAAAUGAAGCUGACCUGUUUCCCGGGCAAUCUUUAACUGUUGAGCAAGCAAGUCAAAAGGUGAAAACGGACUUGGACUUGGCUAUAUCAAAAGCUCUAACUGUCAACCAGCUUUACCUCUCAACACCUCCAACCGUCAACUUUACAUUUGUCCCCCAAAAAGUGCAAAUUGCCGACGGAGAAGUGUGUUUUACCGACGGAACAAGUAUCGCAAUUUCUGGAACAAUUGUCUAUAAAUGUUCAAUUGGAGGUGGAAGUACGGUAGCGCCGGUUUCUGGAGCCACGACACAGACCUUAGCUCCAACCACUGUGGCAACCACUACUAAAUCCGAGGAAGACAUUCGCUUUAAACGUGCUCUACCGCGAGAACGUGCCGCUGCUGGGGUCAGUGCUCAGCCGUUUGUUCAAUCAAUGACCGUAACUGCAACUGCAAGUCAGCCACUUUUUGAGAAUCAAUGGAAACAAAUCGGGCGGUCCGUUCAAUCUGCGCUGGAGGCUAAGAAGCUGUUGUUCAACGAUGAGAUUUCUGUUAACUUGCUUUGAAUUUUUUUUCUCAAAAAAUAUAUGUACAAUUGGAAAAUUAUGUAAAUCAACAAUAAAUCAAAAUAACUCUA
Molecule: messenger RNA, 780 nt
Organism: Caenorhabditis elegans
Lineage: Eukaryota; Metazoa; Nematoda; Chromadorea; Rhabditida; Rhabditidae
Gene: C29G2.3
Product: DUF5683 domain-containing protein
Exons: 5
Coding region: 11-709 (232 amino acids)
Source: RefSeq, marked reviewed